Molecule: messenger RNA, 873 nt
Organism: Hemisphaericaspora subhashii
Lineage: Eukaryota; Fungi; Ascomycota; Pichiomycetes; Serinales; Debaryomycetaceae
Exons: 1
Coding region: 1-873 (290 amino acids)
Source: RefSeq, a predicted model, not a curated record
AUGCCAGGGGCAUUUCCAACCCAAUUCCCAGAAAACGACAUAUCUCCAUCAUGUCUGCAACAGCAACAACACCAACAUCCAAAUGGCAACAUUGCCACUACGAUCUUAGAACAUGAUGAAAUUCACCGAUUCUCUCAAUCUAAAUUCAUAACUACAAAAACGAGAUAUCAACAUAACAUCCUAUCCCAACUCACAACAAUAGUCUACAUACUAUCAGGCUAUCAAGCUAUUAAAUAUUGUUAUUCAUCCGCUUUUUUACCAUUAGCAAUGAAUGUCGUCUGUCAAUUAUUCUUACGGGUAAACAUGAUUGAACAAUCAAAUGAUGCAUUCGAAUUACUUCGAAAUACACUUUCCUCAAGAUUGAAUGAAGAUGAAUUACAUCAUUUCUAUGAAAGUAAGACCCGAUUAUUCUGUCGAAUCAUAUAUACAAAAACAGUGAUUAAUAUAUUGUAUCAUAUUGUGUUUGUGGGCUCUUGGUUAUUUGAGAUUAUUAAUUUAGGGAUUUUGGAUGAAUUGGAACAUGGGUCAGUAUGGGCGAUUUCAUUUAUAGGUGAGUCUGUACCUUCGGUGGAACCUAUGGAUGGAUAUACUACAAAAGUGAUUACAUUAGGAUUACCACAAUUGAUAUUUAUUGAUUUAAUUGUGUUAUUUAUUGAAUUGGUACAAUUUCAAUGUAUUUAUAAACAAUCACCAAUAGCACGACAAGGACAUGAUACUAAUCAAGAAGAAGUGUUUUUGGUAAGACGUGAAGAUGAAAGGGAUAGCGGUGGUAACGUGGACGAUAGUGUGGAUAUAUCUGAAGAGAUACCUAGUGUAUUAAAAGUGCGGUUAUUUGAAUGCUUUGAACCAAGUGGAUAUUUGGAUGAUGUAUGA